Colletotrichum abscissum is the source of this 585-nucleotide messenger RNA. RefSeq lists its product as uncharacterized. The record is from RefSeq and is a predicted model, not a curated record. Bases 1 to 585 code for a protein of 194 amino acids. NCBI's taxonomy places the organism in Eukaryota, Fungi, Ascomycota, Sordariomycetes, Glomerellales, Glomerellaceae. The transcript has a single exon.
AUGCCUCCCCUCCUUACCCCUAAACCAACACCCUCCAAGGUUCCUCAUUCUCAAUCUCAGUCUUCGACACCAGCUUCUCGACCCUCGCAAAGCACACAGGCCUCAAAGAACCCCAAAACAACAGCAGAUCUCUCACCAGAGCAUCAUGCAAUCAUGCUUCGUCACGCACUCUCCUCUCCGACAAUCCGAGCACUUGCUUCCCUUCCCCGCGGCCCACCUCCCGGAGAGAUCCUCCGUUGUGCCUCUUCCGCAACAGAAUUCCUCUCCUUCACCUUCAAUCCUUUGGAAAAGGUUGCCUUCUCCCACAUCAACAACGAUCCUUCAACCCGCUGGCCCCUGAAAGAGACCCUGACUGAGCCCUGGCACAAGGUCUUCCUCGUCGCCCAAUGCGAAGCCUCGGGCGGAGACUACGGCGACCGCCUCUCCCUCAAGGCCCGGCAGAAGCUCUUGUCCGACAAACCCCGCAUAGUAAAGAUCCUGGGUCAGGUUCUGCGUGCCUGCGCCGACAUCAUGGGUUGCCGCAAAGACGCCGUCGGCCUGAGGCGCUCCCUCGAGACCUGGCGUGCCGUCGUGUCCAAAAGCUAG